Messenger RNA from Drepanopeziza brunnea f. sp. 'multigermtubi' MB_m1, 1632 nucleotides. RefSeq lists its product as uncharacterized. The record is from RefSeq and is a predicted model, not a curated record. Gene Ontology annotation, biological process: transmembrane transport. Gene Ontology annotation, cellular component: membrane. Gene Ontology annotation, molecular function: transmembrane transporter activity. Lineage: Eukaryota; Fungi; Ascomycota; Leotiomycetes; Helotiales; Drepanopezizaceae.
AUGCCUGGUUCAAUUGCUAUUAGCGAUGGUGCGACCGCCCAUGCCGAUACGGCGCUGGAGAAUAUGGGAUACAAGUCGGAACUUCCUAGAUCUCUGUCUAUGAUGUCUAUUCUCGGACUUUCUUUUGCUAUCAUGGCUGUCCCAUUCGGUCUCUCCACAACCAUGGCGAUUUCCUUGACUGAUGGUCAGUCAGUCACUGUGCUAUACGGAUGGAUCUUUGUUUCUAUCAUUUCACUGAGUAUCGCCGCCUCUCUGGCCGAGAUCUGUGCCGUGUAUCCAACAUCGGGGGGUGUAUAUUACUGGUCUGCUAUGUUGUCCACCAAGGCCUACGCACCCUUGGUCUCCUGGACUACGGGAUGGUUCACGCUGGUAGGCAACUGGACAGUCACACUGAGUAUUAACUUUUCCGGCGCUCAAUUGAUUCUAUCUGCCAUUACAAUCUUCAAUCCAGAUUUCAUCGCCACUCAAUGGCAAGUGGUCCUAACCUUCUGGGCCGUUAUGUCCGUUGUCUUUCUCGUCAAUGUCUUCCUCGCCAAGUACCUUGACUUGAUAAACAAGAUCUGCAUAUACUGGACUUCUGCUUCGGUCAUCAUCAUCAUCGUUACUAUAUUGGUCAUGGCAGAUGAGCGAAGAAGCGCUGAAUUCGUCUUUACUCACUUCGAUGCUUCGGCUAGUGGUUGGCCGUCUGGGUGGGCUUGGUUCGUUGGUCUUCUUCAAGCUGCUUAUACUCUUACUGGAUACGGCAUGGUUGCCUCGAUGUGCGAAGAAGUCCAAAAUCCAGGACGGGAAGUUCCAAAAGCAAUUGUCCUCUCCGUAGCAGCCGCUGGUUUCACGGGUGUGAUCUACCUGAUCCCCAUCCUCUUCGUCCUUCCAGACGUCUCUCUUCUCCUCAGCGCCGCAAACGGCCAACCCAUCGGCCUAAUCUUCAAGAUCGCCACCGGCUCCGCGGGCGGUGGUUUCGCCCUGCUCUUCCUCAUCCUCGGUAUCCUUUUCUUUGCCGGUGUGGGCUCCUUGACAGCCGCAUCCCGCUGCACCUACGCUUUUGCCCGCGACGGCGCCAUCCCCUUCUCCUCCCUGUGGAAGCGCGUGGACAAGCGCUUCAACAUCCCACUCCUUGGGCUCGUGCUUUCGACAGUCGUAGACUGCAUCCUCGGCUGCAUCUACUUCGGAUCCACGUCCGCCUUCAACGCCUUUACCGGCGUAGCCACCAUCUGUUUGUCCGUGUCCUACGGCAUUCCCAUCCUAGUCUCCCUCCUCCGCGGCCGUCGUGCAGUCCGGCACUCGACGUUCUCUCUUGGAAAAUUCGGCUUCUUCAUCAAUGCCGCGACCAUCUGCUGGAUAGCCCUCGCCAUUGUACUGUUCUGCAUGCCCACGGCGAUUCCGGUCACGGGCACGAGCAUGAAUUAUGCGAGUGUGGUGUUCACGGGCUUCGCGAUGAUUAGCGUAGCGUGGUACAUUAUCAGUGGACGUAGGAAUUUCACGGGGCCUCCCGUGCCGGAGGAUAUCGUGCCCGUGCAUAAAGGGCAGGUUAUUGGUGGUAUCGGGAAGACGCUGACAAGAGAUGGGGAUGAGGGGGCGACGCAUAGCGGGAGCGACGGGGAAAAGGGCUCGGUGGACAAGAUUCAGAUGUGA